AUGGCGACACGACGCUCUAACGCAGUCCCGGCAACUGGGGAAAAGACCGGCGGUGCUGAAGAUUUCAAGCAGCCGCUGGGACAGCCGUCUAUUACUGCUCCUGCUGUGCCAAUGCAUGUUAUCGUCAAGCUCCUCGCCUUCACCUUUGCUAUGGUCGUCGUGCCAAUUGGCUCCUACUUCCUGACGCUGGAUUUGGUGUUCUCUGGCAACUCGACAUUCGCAGGCGCCACAGCUGCGAUCAUGGCUAACGUGGUGCUGGUGGGCUACAUCAUCGUAGCCAUGCGAGAAGACCAAAGCGAGGCCAUCGAGGCCGCAGAGCGGGAGAAGAAAGGGCGCUGA
Messenger RNA from Pseudogymnoascus destructans, 339 nucleotides. It is a transcript of the gene VMA21, whose product is annotated as vacuolar ATPase assembly integral membrane protein vma21. Bases 1 to 339 code for a protein of 112 amino acids. Gene Ontology annotation, biological process: vacuolar proton-transporting V-type ATPase complex assembly. The transcript is spliced from 3 exons. Gene Ontology annotation, cellular component: endoplasmic reticulum membrane. NCBI's taxonomy places the organism in Eukaryota, Fungi, Ascomycota, Leotiomycetes, Thelebolales, Thelebolaceae. The record is from RefSeq and is a predicted model, not a curated record.